AUGUUGUGGCAUAGCAUAGCAUCCCUGGCUCUUCCAGUUCUUGUGCGGUCACACUCGCAUCAUGCUCACGACCAAGAGCAAUUCUCACAGGAACGACUAGAUGAGCUGGAAAGAAAGUGGGGAACUGAUUGGGGCUUUUCUGGUAUCUCGACUUUCGCCCAUCUUCCACACACGCGUUGUUUAACACAUCCACAAACCACGUACGACAUCGCUAUCCUCGGUGCGCCGUUCGAUACAGCAGUAUCCUACCGACCAGGUGCACGAUUUGGCCCUCGGGCCAUCCGUGCUGGGUCGUCACGUCAGACCUCCUUCCGUGGCUUCAAUCCACGAGCGAACCUCAACCCGUACACGUCGUGGGCUUCAAUUGUUGACUGCGGCGACAUACCUGUCACACCUUUUGAUAAUGCACUUGCUCUACGGCAGAUGAGCGAGGCGUUCCUCGAGCUUGGCAAGCGCGCACCAACAGAGAAAAGUGCGGACAGUGGAGUCGGGUACUUUAAGCGGCCGAAGCUCCUCACGCUGGGCGGCGAUCACAGCAUUGCUUUACCGGCACUAAGGGCGUUGAAGGAGGUAUAUGGGCAGCCAAUUGCUGUAGUUCAUUUCGAUGCGCAUCUUGACACCUGGCACCCUGCGAAAUACCCUUCGGCAUGGAUCGAUAAGGAGGAUCCUUCAACUCAAUCGUUCUUCAACCACGGCAGCAUGUUCUGGUUUGCGUCCACUGAAGGAUUGAUCGCGAAUGGCUCGAGCGUACACGCUGGUCUAAGAACGAGAUUAUCCGGCGACGACGCCGCGGACUACGAGGACGAUUCGCAGCAGGGUUGGAUUCGCAUUGCGACAGACGAUAUCGAUGACAUUGGUGCAAGCGGUAUCAUCACGUCAAUCAUGAACCGUGUAGGGACGACGAUGCCCGUGUAUUUGAGCAUCGAUAUCGACGUAAUUGACCCCGGUCUUGCUCCUGGAACUGGUACCCCGGAGCCAGGUGGUUGGACAACGCGAGAGCUUAUCAGGAUUUUGAGGGGAAUUGAAGGCAUGAACGUUGUUGGUGCCGACAUUGUCGAAGUCAGUCCCGCAUAUGAUGGGGCCGCUGAGACCACUGGCCUGGCCGCUGCACAGGUCGCCUACGAAAUUAUUACGAGCAUUGUGCGAAAAGGCUUGAUUGAGCAGGCAAGGUCCAGCAAGAAGGAUGAGAGUGUCAAGGACGAGUUGUAA
Parastagonospora nodorum SN15 is the source of this 1209-nucleotide messenger RNA. RefSeq lists its product as hypothetical. The transcript has 2 exons. Lineage: Eukaryota; Fungi; Ascomycota; Dothideomycetes; Pleosporales; Phaeosphaeriaceae. Gene Ontology annotation, molecular function: agmatinase activity; metal ion binding. The record is from RefSeq and is a predicted model, not a curated record. The coding region runs from base 1 to 1209 and encodes 402 amino acids.